Messenger RNA from Adineta ricciae, 837 nucleotides. The record is from the annotation of a GenBank genome assembly. Lineage: Eukaryota; Metazoa; Rotifera; Eurotatoria; Adinetida; Adinetidae.
AUGUCAUUAGACGCUAAGAUCGAUCAAGAAAUUCUUUCAUCGACACCACCAACUAGACGUAACUUUCUUAUUGUACCAUCGUUUAAUCCCGAACGUCGUCAUUCAUGGGGAAAUGUUAUCUUACAUCCAUGUCACAGAAUUGGCUUGAUAGUUAUUGCUGCUGAAACAGCACUGAUGAGAACUGUUGCAAUAAAGUCAAUCACGAGUGUCACCAAUAGUCCUCCACCGCCGGUCAUUUCGAUCACCCGGUCGUCAUCAUCGUCGGAACUUCUAGCUGCAACAAUUCGACCAUUCCUUGCUGAGCGAGAGAAGCAACUAGCAUUAACACCAAUUCCAGCAGCUCGCGCAUCGGUUUCGUCAACAACACCGCGUUCUUUCCCAUUUCGAUGUUGGGGCGGAAAAAAACAUCCAUCGCAGAUUCCACUAGUCGAAUCAAUAUCUACGACUGGUCAUCAACGUCGAAAAAGUUCGACACCGAGUAUUCCUUCACGUCCUCUUCCAUCAUCAUUGAUUCAAAAUCAUCAAACGACAAAUCCAAAACCGACAUCAACAUCAACAUCAUCUUCAGCAAAGCCGCGAGCUCCGACGAAGAAGCGUCAUCGACGACGUGGAAUGGCCUCGGUUUGUGUCUCAUGCGUUUCGUCAAAUCAUAAUCGACGAUCGAGCUUAACCAGAGAUGAUUCGAUUGCAAUCCCUGCUCAUUCUUCUCCAAAUUCUUUAUCUCGUACUCCACCUCUAUUACUCCGUCUCGGACAGAUUAUACUAAGACGACGGAUAAAUUCGAACACUAAUCAUAACAGGGAGACGAUAGCAACCACGAAUAACAAAAUCAGGUAA